This is a messenger RNA of Notodromas monacha, 1203 nucleotides long. The record is from the annotation of a GenBank genome assembly. NCBI's taxonomy places the organism in Eukaryota, Metazoa, Arthropoda, Ostracoda, Podocopida, Cyprididae.
AUGCAGCCUGGGUCGGGAUACCCAGAAGCCGCCACCGACCAGCUGCAGGAUGCUGCAGCCCGCGGACGACCCCAGGGGGUGGGAGGCCGCCAACCGCAUCGCACCGUCGCACACAGUGCUUGGAAUAAAGUGGAAAUCUCCGUGAUGUUCAAAAAAUCUGCGCCAGCAAUACCCCCCAGCACUGAGCCUCCGACCGAGGAAGAAAUGAUGGAGGAUAUUCUGAAGGGAGACGUGGAUGCCCAACGUGAAUUUGAACUGUCAGAUGAUGAUGUUUCGGAAGUUGGUGCAGACUUGACGGAGUCUCUUGAUGAUCCGCCGGAGGAGCAGUUACUUUCUGCAGCGCUGGGUGCUCCAUCAAGACGCUUGGCAUUUAAAGCUGUUGUGAAUCUCAUUGAAGCUUAUGAAGAACUGCAACGGUCUGUUCCCGCGUCGAAACGUGAAACGCCAGCUUAUGAAGCGUACCAGCAACGAAUUUUUGAGGUUAUGCAAGAAUGCCUUCACCAACUCAGCAAGACCCGUUGCCUGGUUGACGAUGUAUCUUGGUACCAGCAGCUGGUCAAGAAUUCUGAGGCUCGCGAACAGUAGCGAUGUACGAUUUGAUAAAUUUCGGUUUCCCUCAUUGUUAUCUAUUCCUGUAUAAAACAAAGGGUGUCGUCACCCCCCAGAUUGUAUGUUUCACUUUAAAAUUGCGUUUAAAAGUUUCCUAGCACGUUCCAAAAAAGUUUACAUUCGACGCUUGAACCGGUGAAUUUGCGUAGACGAUUCCCUUAAAUGUCCCAAAAAAUAUGUUUCAGUUGUAAAAAUGUCUCAAGUAUAACGAGUAAGCAUUAAUUUUAGAAACCUUAUGCCAAAACGUGAAAUGACUUAUUCCGGGAUGGCGCGUGAAUGUAAGAUUAGGGUUACAUUCGUUUCAAGUCUGAACUUUGAAUGUGUAAUUCGUGUGGUUUUUGGAUGAUGGCCUGGAGUUUACGGAUGAAAAAUUUUUGAUCCAUUUAAAAAUGUGGAGGAAUACGUGAACUUGUGUAAUAACUGUUCGGUUUUUAUUUUUCCAUUCUUGACGUUCCUUGGUCAUUCGCAAAACCGAAAUUUUGGCUCAUCUCCGUGAGAGAAAAGUCGAUGGUUGUCUGUGAUGGAAGGUGAAUGAUUCACGUUUCUGGUUGAUGUGAAAAUGUUUACGCUGAACGAACGUGGAAUUGUAAGUGA